Messenger RNA from Cyphellophora attinorum, 2232 nucleotides. RefSeq names its product Origin recognition complex subunit 1. Gene Ontology annotation, molecular function: ATP binding; DNA replication origin binding; chromatin binding. The record is from RefSeq and is a predicted model, not a curated record. Gene Ontology annotation, biological process: DNA replication initiation; mitotic DNA replication checkpoint signaling. Gene Ontology annotation, cellular component: nuclear origin of replication recognition complex. NCBI's taxonomy places the organism in Eukaryota, Fungi, Ascomycota, Eurotiomycetes, Chaetothyriales, Cyphellophoraceae. The coding region runs from base 1 to 2232 and encodes 743 amino acids. The transcript has 2 exons.
AUGGCUAAGACAAAGGAAUAUUCGACCCGGGGAGCGCUAACAAGGGAAGACUCCGAUGAUGAGCUGGGCUACGAGGACCUCCCCUGGCACUGGGUCUACGAUGGCGACAGUGAACCGGGAUCUGAUGCGGAAGUCUCGAGUGACGAAGACUCGACCCGGCGGAGAAAACGAAAGGCAAGCCAUGCUCUGCGCGAUCAGCGCAUCGCUGGAGCACGCAUGGGCAAUUUCUCCGUCAGGAUAGGAGAGACGGUACUCCUGAAAUCACCCGAGCAAGGCAAAGAUUGGGUCGGACUGAUUUGCGGCUUCUCUGACACUGAUGAAGACGGCGAUGCAGAAAUGUGUGCUCACAUCCAGUGGUUUUGCUCGCCAGAGGAAUUGGACUUUGGGAGGCGAGGUAGAGCGAAGCCGGAUAUUCUGCCGAACGAGCAAUUCAUCACAAGUGAUUUCAACCUGAACUCCUUGUCAGCCAUCAACGGCAAGGCGACAGUGUUGUCAAAGGAUGCAUACUUCGCGAGGUAUCCUGAGGGCAAGCCAGGACGAGGGAAGCAUGCCGCCAUCGAACAUGCAAAAACCAUUUUCUGCCGAAGAGCUGUCAAACAGCGUACCAUCGCAUUCUCGGAGGAGUUUGUAUGGGAUCAGAUCUACAGCAGCGAGCACGAUCUGAGUCGCUUGGUCGACUGGAUCCGGAACAAUACGAGAGGCCAUCAACGGCACGCGCCCAAAGCAUACGACGACGACUAUGACAUGCAGCCAGAGACUAACGAGGUCGACCCAGAAACACCACGAAAGAAGCGCAAAACUACCAAGGCAGCUACUCACCGCAUUAUGAUCAAGAAGCCCCUCGAGAUCACUCCACUCGGCACACGCAUUCUUUCACCCUCAGCCUAUAUGUCCUCGCCCUAUGCACACGCCCGCACCACCUUGCAUGUAUCCGCUGUCCCAGACUCGCUUCCCUGUCGAUUACACGAAUUCUCUACGGUCUACUCGCAUCUCCACAGCGCCAUCAUAGACGGCAGUGGCGCUUGCAUCUACAUCUCAGGCACGCCUGGGACCGGCAAGACCGCGACCGUCCGAGAGGUUGUCGCGUCCCUCACGCAAGCCGUAUAUGCAGACGAGCUCGAUGAUUUCAAUUUCGUUGAAAUCAACGGCAUGAAAGUCACCGAGCCGCAUCAGUCCUAUUCCCUCCUCUGGGAAGCGCUCAAGGGCGACCGCGUCUCGCCUGCGCACGCCCUGUCACUGCUAGAACACGAAUUCUCGCAUCCUUCACCACGCCGAAUCCCUUGCGUCGUGCUGAUGGACGAACUCGAUCAGCUUGUGACGCGCAACCAAUCCGUCAUGUAUAAUUUCUUCAACUGGCCAGCGCUAAGACACUCCCGACUUAUCGUUCUGGCUGUUGCGAACACGAUGGAUCUGCCCGAGCGGACAUUAUCGAACAAGAUCUCUUCGCGCCUGGGCCUCACCCGGAUCACUUUUCCUGGUUACACACAUAAACAACUAAUGGAGAUUAUCACCUCGCGCCUCGCCGGCGUGCCCGGCGACAUCGUGAACAGAGACGCCAUACAGUUUGCGUCGCAGAAAGUGGCUGCAGUAUCAGGUGACGCGAGACGAGCACUGGACAUAUGCCGACGGGCAGUCGAGCUCGCAGAAGAAGAGAAGGCUGCAGCGGAGACAGCACAAACCGGUCUGACGACAAGCACGCCAAGCAAGACCAAUCGUGGCAAACGCAUGGCUCAGCUCGCCACAGGCACGGAAACGGAGAAGGAGAACCAAGAUCCUUCUCCAGACACGGAUCCAUCCACAAAGUCAGAUCUUGGCAGAGUCACAAUCCGCACCAUCAAGACUGCCAUCAACGAGGCGACCUCAUCACCUAUCGCUCAGGCACUGCGGUGUCUGCCACUCGCCUCCAAAGUGCUGCUCGCAGCUGUACUAGCCCGCAUCCGCCGGACCGGAGUUGCAGAAAGCGCGCUCGGAGACAUACUCAUUGAAGCGAAGCGCAUCGCACGUGUUGCCGAGGACGAGGCCAUCAACGUGUUGAUGGGCUGGCGGGACGUGGUGCCGCAAACAGACGGUGGCGGAGGGUGGGACUUAGGAAAGAGAAUGGAUGCGCAGCGCGUGCUAGGAAUGGAUGCGGCAGUGGCAGGACUCGUCGAGGCCGGCGUCUCGCCGUUGAAGGGGGCAUUGGAGGCAUGGGUAUCGGCAAGAAAUCAGGUGGCGAGCGAGCAGCCAAGGUGA